AUGUCCAUGGUAUUUUUAGGUGUCCCUCGCACUAGCGAUCUGCUGCUGCUCCUGCUACUACUAACGUUACUUGGUCUUUCGCGUGAUUCUCUUCCUCUUUCUGCCUCCUUCCUUGAAUCCGCCGUCUCAUUCGCACCUCGAUUUUGCCGAAGCCGGUUACUUCUGCGUCAGUUUCGGUCUCAACAUCUCAGCUGUCUCUGGGUGGUGGAACGCCCUCCAUGUAGGCAAUCGAUCGACCCUCCUCCGGCCCUUUGCUCGUAUCGCUUUAAAAUCGACGAAGGUGCAGUCACUCCGCUGGAUCCCCCCGGUGCGAAUCAGUGCUUCUUAAGCAGUCCGACCUCACUCGCUCAUCUGUGCGACCGAAGCUUCCUGGAACCUAGAACGAGCUUAACUCUAUUAUCACUUUCCCGCUGGGUUCCGAGCUUUGUGCGCGGAGCCUGUCUGGGAACCAACCGGACGCAGCAAUCCCGUGUGACUGGUCCCCUUGGUCCCCUCAAGUACCGACGGAUCGAUCUAUACAACUAUAAUCGGAAGCCGUGA
Messenger RNA from Aspergillus aculeatus ATCC 16872, 540 nucleotides. RefSeq lists its product as uncharacterized. NCBI's taxonomy places the organism in Eukaryota, Fungi, Ascomycota, Eurotiomycetes, Eurotiales, Aspergillaceae. Bases 1 to 540 code for a protein of 179 amino acids. The record is from RefSeq and is a predicted model, not a curated record. The transcript has 2 exons.